GUUUCCAUCCCAGCCAAUCAAACGGCGAGGAAGAAUGUCUUCCUGAUUCGGUCCAUUUAUCAGCAUCGCGGACUGUGACGACCGCCUUCUCUGUCGACCGAACGAGAGACAACACUACCCUUGCACACAGUUAGGCCAGAUAAAGUUCCAGAACCAUGUCGAUCCUGAAGAUUCACGCUCGUGAGAUUUUUGACUCCCGUGGAAACCCCACCGUGGAGGUCGACCUGUACACCAAGAAAGGUCUGUUCAGGGCCGCCGUCCCCAGCGGGGCCUCUACUGGUAUCUAUGAAGCUCUGGAGCUCCGUGACAACGACAAGACACGCUACCUGGGCAAAGGUGUCUCAAAAGCCGUUGAUCAUAUCAAUAAAACUAUUGCACCUGCGCUUGUACGGCAGGAUGUCAGCGUCCUGGAGCAGGAGAAGGUUGACCAGCUGAUGCUGGACAUGGAUGGCACAGAGAACAAGUCUAAGUUUGGUGCCAACGCCAUCCUGGGCGUGUCCCUGGCCGUGUGCAAGGCCGGUGCUGCUGAGAAAGGUGUCCCCCUGUAUCGUCACAUCGCUGACCUCGCUGGAAACCCCGACGUCAUCCUCCCCGUCCCCGCCUUCAACGUGAUCAACGGAGGUUCCCACGCAGGCAACAAGCUGGCCAUGCAGGAGUUCAUGAUCCUCCCUGUAGGAGCCAGCACCUUCAAGGAGGCCAUGAGGAUCGGAGCCGAGGUCUACCACAACCUGAAGAACGUCAUCAAGAAGAAGUACGGCCAGGACGCCACUAACGUGGGAGACGAGGGAGGCUUCGCCCCAAACAUCUUGGAAAACAAGGAAGCUCUGGAGCUGCUGAAGGAAGCGAUUAGCAAAGCCGGCUACACCGACAAGAUCGUGAUCGGCAUGGACGUGGCCGCCUCCGAGUUCUACAAGGACGGGAAAUACGACCUGGACUUCAAGUCACCUGACGACUCCAGCCGUUACAUCACCCCAGACCAGCUGGGAGACCUCUACAAGAGCUUCGUCAAGGAUUACCCAGUGGUGUCCAUUGAGGAUCCCUUCGACCAGGAUGACUGGGCAGCAUGGUCUAAGUUCACGGCGGAGACCAGCAUCCAGGUGGUGGGUGAUGAUCUGACCGUCACCAACCCCAAGCGCAUCGCCAAGGGUGUGGCCGACAAGGCCUGCAACUGCCUGCUGCUCAAGGUCAACCAGAUCGGCUCAGUCACAGAGUCCCUGCAGGCUUGCAAAAUGGCCCAGACCAAUGGCUGGGGGGUGAUGGUCAGCCAUCGCUCUGGAGAGACCGAGGACACUUUCAUCGCUGACCUGGUCGUCGGUCUCUGCACUGGACAGAUCAAGACCGGUGCCCCAUGCAGAUCUGAGCGUCUGGCUAAGUACAACCAGCUGCUCAGGAUUGAGGAGGAGCUUGGAGACAAAGCUGUCUUUGCUGGCCAGAACUUCAGACACCCAAUCUAAGGAGGUUCAACGUCUCACUUGGGCCCUUCGUGUUUUCAUCCUGCAUAAGUACAGUAAACACCACCACAUAAAAGGCACGCUAGGUCUCUACGCACCGCCCUGUCCAGAGGAAGGAAUAUCGAGCGGCAUUGAAAUUAAACCCCAAUGUCCAAGUCUGUGGUUCCGUAAGCACUUUAGGAAACCUUACUGAUCUAACUUGUCCUGCGCUGACCGUAAUGCACCGCCACCAACCUAACCUCUAUGACUCCUUAAGUAGUAUUUGUCCUUUGUGUCAGUGUAACUUUAUCGCGUGACGAUGAGAGAUGUUUGUCCUUUGUGUCAGUGUAACUUUAUCGCGUGACGAUGAGAGAUGUUUGUUUUUGUGUCAGUGUAACUUUAUCGCGUGACGAUGAGAGAUGUUUGUCCUUUGUGUCAGUGUAACUUUAUCGCGUGACGAUGAGAGAUGUUUGUUUUUGCUUCUUGUGAGUUGUAGUGAUUCUUGGUUGUCACCUAUGAGUACUAUUAUUCUAGUGGAGAGCUUCUGUAAGUUUAGCACUGUGCUGUUAUUGGGCAGGACAGACAGAGGACUGUAUGUGUCACCUCUGAAGAGAAGUUCUCGUGUUGCUACUGUAAGCGUUGGCAGAAUUACCAGAAAUAAACCGAUGAAACAGACAGUCA
Oncorhynchus keta (chum salmon) is the source of this 2111-nucleotide messenger RNA. Its product is annotated as alpha-enolase. The record is from RefSeq and is a predicted model, not a curated record. Gene Ontology annotation, molecular function: magnesium ion binding; phosphopyruvate hydratase activity. Gene Ontology annotation, biological process: glycolytic process. The coding region runs from base 156 to 1454 and encodes 432 amino acids. Lineage: Eukaryota; Metazoa; Chordata; Actinopteri; Salmoniformes; Salmonidae. Gene Ontology annotation, cellular component: phosphopyruvate hydratase complex. The transcript has 12 exons.